GUCUGUUAAAAUCUAAAAAUUUCGUCAAACCUUUUAAACUAUUUGUAGAAGCAUAAAUACCUGGCAACAGGUAGUGCGGAGUAUUUAAUUAUGACAGUAGCUGCAGCUGUUUAAGCUGAUCAUAAAACUAUAAAAUUAUGAAUUUGCGCAUCGAGCUGUUAAGAGAUCCGAAAAUGCAUCAUCAUCAGAAUCAUGGAGAUGCGGCUGCCUUGACGGGCAUCAUGCCGCCGUAUGAGACAAUGGCCCUCUACGAGCAGCCGAAGCCGCGUUUCAUAUUCAAAAUGCCGCGCGUGGUGCCGAAUCAGAAAUCCAAAUACGAGUCGGACGAGCUGUUCCGACGACUCAGCCGGGAGAGCGAGGUGCGCUACACCGGCUACCGGGGACGGGCCAUUGACGAGCGUCGCAUGCGUUUUGUCACCGACUGCCGCAAGGGUUAUGCCGAGCUCUCAUUCGUACCCACGGGCACCAAUCUGCAGCUGUAUUUCAAUGCCAAUCAUAAUCCGUAUGCCCAGGAGCAGGAGUGCGAUUUCGACAAGGAGCGCGGCAAGGUGCACUUGCGCUCCAAUUUCAUAAUGAAUGGCGUUUGUGUGCGUUUCCGUGGCUGGCUGGAUUUGGAACGUUUAGAUGGCGUCGCCUGUCUCGAUUUUGAUGAAGCACGCGCCCAGCAAGAGGAUGCACAGCUGAGCGAGCAAAUCGAGAGCUAUAAUCAACGCAUGGCCGACUCGAAACGCAUUUAUACGCCGCAUACGCCGCCACAGGAUGCUAUACGGCGUGGCCCACCGGGUCCGGGACCAGUUACUGGACCACCAAUGGGCUGGUAAAACUAGCCUGAUGGAUUGAAGCUUCAAUAAAUGUGUGAGAUUUAGUCUUAGUUUCAUUUUUUCUAUAACCUAAAUAAAAUACAUA
This is a messenger RNA of Drosophila montana, 906 nucleotides long. It is a transcript of the gene Bro, whose product is annotated as Brother. The transcript has 2 exons. Bases 138 to 821 code for a protein of 227 amino acids. Gene Ontology annotation, cellular component: core-binding factor complex; nucleus. Gene Ontology annotation, molecular function: transcription coactivator activity; sequence-specific DNA binding. The record is from RefSeq and is a predicted model, not a curated record. NCBI's taxonomy places the organism in Eukaryota, Metazoa, Arthropoda, Insecta, Diptera, Drosophilidae. Gene Ontology annotation, biological process: regulation of transcription by RNA polymerase II.